AGUAGAGCAUGUGCUUUUUAAAUGUAGUGAAUAUGAAGAUCAGCGUAACAGUCUUUUUAACAAUAUAAAGAACAGGCCAGUGAGCGUUGUGGACCUUCUGGGGAAGGGUUUGAGUGAUAGUCAGGUAUAUGAGGUGGUUUGAACAUGUUUAGAGCUUACAGGACUAGACCACAGGAGUUAGUGUCUGAGGAUGAGGAUCAUGAUGCUUCUGCUCAUCUCAGAGGUUCAGGAGCCCAGUGUGGAAGCUGAAGGAACUGAACACACAGCUCCAGCUGAAGCUUGAUCCUCUGGGGUGGGUGGGGCAUUACAACUUUUUAUUUUUCUUUUAUUGAUAGCAAUACAUAUUCAUCACCCAUGUGCGCAAGAUAUAGCCUACAGUAGGUGGUGGUAAUACCCAUAAGAAGUGAACGGCCAUUGAACAAAAAGAAGAAGAAAAAGAAGAAAAAGAAGAAAAGAGGAACAAGAGUGCUUUUUUUUACUGAAUCUGUCUUCAUUUUAGACAAAAACUGUAAAAAAUAAAAACAAAAUGACGUAUUUCUCAAAUUUGCUCUCAUUGCUCCUGUAUUUACUAGUGUAUGGUAACGUUAUGUCUGAUGAUAGAGACACAUUCUUUGUGACGGAGGGAGAUUCAGUCACUCUACAAUAUUAUAUGAGAGAAACACAAGAUCAGGAUAUUAGGAUAAUUCAUGACAAGGGAUAUUCCAUCGAUAGCUGUACAUUCACCGAUCAUCUUACAUGUAGAUUUGAUCAUAAGGGACUCAGAGACAGACUGAAAGUGUAUGAAAAUGGAUCUCUGACCAUCACCAACACCAAAGUCACAGACUCUGGAGAUUAUGAUAUAACCACCUUCUUUCAGAGCCAUGUCCGUCAUAGAACAAGAUCCUACUCUGUUGUUGUUCGUGGUUUUUUCAGUUUUGAUACAGACGGAGUGUCAGUGAUGGAGGGAGAUUCAGUCACUCUACACAUUGGUGAUCAAGUGAACCAAGAACAAAAGAUUAGAUGGUAUUUUAAUCAAACUGAAAUAGCUAGAAUCUUAGAAUAUGAUCCUUUCCAUCAUAGCAGGAUCUGUACAGAUGUUCAGUGUAAUAAUGACACUGAGCGAUUCAGAGACAGACUGAAGCUGGAUCAUCAGACUGGAUCUCUGACCAUCAGAGACAUCACAAACACAGACUCUGGAUUUUAUGAUCUACUGAUCAACAGUGUCUGGGACAACCACCACUUCAUCCGGUACAGCAGCAGAAGCAGCAGCAAUACCAAGAUCUUCAUCGUUGCUGUUCAUGGUGUUCCUGCUGCUGAACGACAUAAAAUGAAGAGAAAGUCAGUGAAGGAGGGAGAAUCUGUUACUUUAGACACUCAUGUAACGAAAAACCCAAAUAAUUCGAUAACAUGGUAUUUUAAUGACAUUCGUAUCGCUGUAAUUACCGGAGAUCAGAGUGAAAUCUGUUCAGUUGAGCGAUUCAGAGACAGACUGAAGCUGGAUCAUCAGACUGGAUCUCUGAACAUCACAAACACCACAAACACAGACUCUGGAGAUUAUAAACUACAGAUCAGGAGCAGCAGAUUCACCAUCAUAAGGAGCUUCAGUGUUUCUGCUGCUAGUUAUUCUGUUGAUUCAGGCAAAGUAUCAUUGAUGGAGGGAGAUUCAAUCACUUUUCACACUGAUGUUGAAACAAACCAACAAGAAGAGAUUAGAUGGCGUUUUAAUAAGAUUCUCAUCGCUGAAAUCAUUGGAGAUCUCAGUUUUAUCUGUAUAGAUGUUCAGUGUAAUAAUUAUGCUGAGAGAUUCAGAGACAGACUGAAGCUGGAUCAUCAGACUGGAUCUCUGACCAUCAUAGACAUCAGAACCACAGACUCUGGAGAUUAUACACUAGAGAUAAACAGCAGCAGCAUCAUCCAGAGGAAUGUCAGUGUUACUGUCACUGGUGUUUCUGCUGCUGAACGAGAUAAAAUGAAGACAAAGUCAGUGAAGGAGGGAGAAUCUGUUACUUUAGACACUUAUGUAAUAAACAAACCAGACAUAAUGUGGCAUUUUAAUAAAACUGUAAUCACUGGAGAUCAGUGUAAAAUCUGUACAGAUGUUCAGUGUGAAUAUUCAGAAGAGAGAUUCAGAGACAGACUGAAGCUGGACAAUCAGACUGGAUCUCUGACCAUCACAAACACCAGAAUCACAGACUCUGGACUUUAUAAACUACAGAUCACCAGCUACAGCACAAUCCGCGUCACCAGUGUAAAGAGCUUCAGUGUUACCGUCACUGGUGUGGUGCCAGUGUCAGUGAGGACAAGAGAUUCACUCACUCUACGCAAUAAUGUUAAAACAAACCAACAGGAAGAGAUUAGAUGGUAUUUUAAUGACACCCUCAUCGCUGAAAUCACUGAUGAUCUCAAGAUCUGCACUAAUGUCCGGUGUAAAGAGAAAUUCAAAGACAGACUGAAGCUGGAAGAGUUUGGAUCUCUGGUCAUCAUGAACAUCAGAACUGAAGAUGCUGGAGAAUAUAAACUAAUGAUCAGUGGCAGCAUCGUAGAGAUCUUCUAUGUUUCUGUCACUAGUUAUUCUGUUGAUUCAGGCAAAGUAUCAGUGAAGGAGGGAUAUUCAGUCACUUUACACACUGAUGUUGAAACAAACCAACAAGUAGAAAUUAGAUGGCAUUUUAAUAAGAUUCUCAUCGCUGGAAUCACUGGAUUAUCCAGGUAUAACUGUAAAGAUAUUCAGUGUAAUAAAGAUGUUGCUGAGAGAUUCAGAGACAGACUGCAGCUGCAAUAUAGAACUGGAUCUCUGACCAUCAUGAACACCAGAACCACAGACUCUGGAGAUUAUGAACUACAAAUCAUCAACAGCAGCAACAUCAUCAAGAGGACUGUCGGUGUUAAUGUCACUGGUGUUUCUGCUGCUGAACGAGAUGAAAUGAAGAGAAAAUCAGUGAAGGAGGGAGAAUCUGUUACUUUAGACACUCAUGUAAUAAACAAACCAGACAAUUUAAUGUGGCAUUUUGAUGAAAUUGUAAUCACUGGAGAUCAGAGUAAUAUCUGUACAGAUGUUCAGUGUGAAUAUUCAGAAGAGAGAUUCAGAGACAGACUGAAGCUGGACAAUCAGACUGGAUCUCUGACCAUCACAAACACCAGAAUCACAGACUCUGGACUUUAUAAACUACAGAUCACCAGCUACAGCACAAUCCGCGUCACCAGUGAAAAGAGCUUCAGUGUUACUGUCAUUGGUAACGUUAUGUCUGAUGAUAGAGACACAUUCUUUGUGACGGAGGGAGAUUCAUUCACUCUAAAAUAUUAUAUGAGAGAAGAACUUUGGGAUAUUUGGAUGUAUCAUGAUGGCGAGAGAUAUUCAAUCAGGUACUGUAGGCAUCAUAAUUGGUGUAUAUCUGAUUAUGAGGGAUUCGGAGACAGACUGGAAGGGAAUCAAAAUGGACCUCUGACCAUCACAAACACAAAAGUCACAGACUCUGGAGAUUAUCGCAUAGAAACCAGAUUUGGGAAUAGAAUAUUAUACUCCUCUACUGUUGUUGUUCGUGGUUUUUUCAGUUUUGAUACAGACGGAGUGUCAGUGAUGGAGGGAGAUUCAGUCACUCUACACACUGGUGUUCUAUUGAACCAAGAAGAAAAGAUUAGUGAUCAAAUUAUACCAACAAAAAAGAUUAGUGCUCAAAUCAAAGUAACAGCGAAGAUAAGAUGGUAUUUUAAUAAAUCUGCAAUAGUUAGAAUCUUAGGAGAUCUCAGUUAUAUUUGUACAGAUGUUCUGUGUAAUAAAGGUAAUGAGAGAUUCAGAGACAGACUGAAGCUGGAUCAUCAGACUGGAUCUCUGACCAUCAGAGACAUCAGAACCACAGACUCUGGACUUUAUGAUCUACUGAUCAACUGGGACAACAAUCACAGCAGCAGCAGCAGCAGCAGCAGCAAAAGAAGAAUAGAAAGCUGGCAAAGAAGGAGCAGGAUGUGGCGCAGAACGAGCAAUACCAAGAUCUUCAUCGUUGCUGUUCAUGGUGUCUCUGAUGCUGAACGACACGAAAUGAAGAGAAAGUCAGUGAAGGAGGGAGAAUCUGUUACUUUAGACACUCGCGUAAUAAAAAACCCACAUAAUUCGAUAACAUGGUAUUUUAAUGACAUUGGCAUCGCUGUAAUCACUAGAGAUCAGAGUGAAAUCUGUUCAGUUGAUAGAUACAGAGACAGACUGAAGCUGGAUCAUCAGACUGGAUCUCUGACCAUCACAAACAUCACAAACACAGACUCUGGACUUUAUAAACUUCAGAUCAGGAGCAGCAGAUUCACCAUCAUGAGGAGCUUCAUUGUUUCUGCUGUUAGUUAUUCUGUUGAUUCAGGCAAAGUAUCAGUGAUGGAGGGAGAUUCAGUCACUUUACACACUGAUGUUGAAACAAACCAACAAGAAGAGAUUAGAUGGCGUUUUAAUAAGAUUCUCAUCGCUGAAAUCAGUGGAGAUCUCAGUUUUAUCUGUACAGAUGUUCAGUGUAAUAAUGAAGGUACUGAGAGAUUCAGAGACAGACUGAAGCUGGAUCAUCAGACUGGAUCUCUGACCAUCAGAGACAUCAGAACCACAGACUCUGGAGAUUAUACACUAGAGAUAAACAGCAGCAGCAGCAUCCAGAGGAAUGUCAGUUUUUUAGUGUCACUGGUGUUUCUGCUGCUGAACGAGAUGAAAUGAAGAGAAAAUCAGUGAAGGAGGGAGAAUCUGUUACUUUAGACACUUAUGUAAUAAACAAACCAGACAAUUUAAUGUGGCAUUUUAAUGAAACUAUAAUCACUGGAGAUCAGUGUAAAAUCUAUACAGAUGUUCAGUGUAAAGAUGCUGAAGAGAGAUUCAGAGACAGACUGAAGCUGGACAAUCAGACUGGAUCUCUGACCAUCACAAACACCAGAACCACAGACUCUGGACUUUAUAAACUACAGAUCACCAGCUACAGUACAAUCCGUGUCACCAGUGUAAAGAGCUUCAGUGUUACUGUCACUGCUGACCGAACAGGAAUAUAUUCUGCUGUUCUGAUGUUCUUGGUAACAUCUGCUGGACUAAUUUACUAUUGCAAGUGCAAUUCAAGAAGGAAAUUUGAGUGUUAUAUAGAGCUGAUUUAACAAGAUGGAAAUAAUUAAAGACAUACACUGUAUGUGUAUAUAUAUUAAUAAGGGACUAAGAUACAGAGGCAGACUGAAAGUGGAUCAAAAUUGAUCUCUGGCAAUCACAAACAACACAAUCACAGACUCUGGUGAUUACGAUAUACUGACCAUCUGAAUGACCGUUUAAAAGAAAGAUCCUACCUUGUUGUUCGUGGUGAGUCAUAAUGUUUAAAAGCAAGUUAUGUACAUUUAAAAUCACAUCAUUAAUGUAUUUAGAGAAAGUUCUUUGCAUUUCAAAAUAAACUUCUAAAUGUCUGUUCAGUAGUCCCUAUAACAGAUGCCAAUUUAAUUU
Messenger RNA from Cyprinus carpio (common carp), 5425 nucleotides. RefSeq lists its product as uncharacterized. Lineage: Eukaryota; Metazoa; Chordata; Actinopteri; Cypriniformes; Cyprinidae. The record is from RefSeq and is a predicted model, not a curated record. The coding region runs from base 527 to 4666 and encodes 1379 amino acids. The transcript has 15 exons.